UGCAGACGCGCGGCUUCGUCGGCACAGCGAGCGCUCAGACACAGUCCACCUGCUCCCUUCUGCGGGUCCUGCGCCGUGCUCCCCCUUAGGAACACCGUCAGUUCAACGGCCUCCGUCGGGAGAUCGAACGCCGCCUUUAAACCUCUUCGAAGCGCGAAACAAAAGUGUUCAGACGAUACUUGUGUUUGUUGGCUGUCUGGAUGGUAAGAGUCCCUCUCGCUACAUCCCGUUGCAAGCUGCAGUGCUAACCUCUCCUCAAGGAGCCUAAGGACUGGACGCAUAGCUCGUCCUCUCCGCCUGCGACGCCGCCUACAGCAGUCGCCAGCGCAGCCACGACCCCAGGGCUUCCGAAGGCAAGCCAGAGCAGCGCAGAUCCGGCCCAAGUCACUCUCAGGUUCCAGCGCCCAUCCACGAAGCAGGACAGCGCCAUGACCCGGUUAAAGUGGUCCUCCCUGUGGGCGGGCUGUCUCCUGGCAGUCGUCGGCCUCACCGCCGCCCACCCGUUCCUCUACAUGAGAGGUACCAGACACGGUUACGGGCGGAACAUCAGACCCCUGCCUUGCGUGUCCAAGGGCGGGGAGACGGGCGUGUGUAUGUUCGCGUGGGACUGCAUGAAGGCCAACGGCACACACCUGGGCACGUGCAUCGACAGAUUCUACUUUGGGUCAUGUUGCAAGAUGGCGCACGCCAGGCCGCCCCCGGGCCUCAACGAAAUCCCAUCGGGCGGCGGCAGUGGUGGCACGAAGCCCAUGGGCGUCGACGCCUCAGGGCAGCCGAGCGCGGAGAAUGACGGGUCCAGCGAGAGCCAAGAGUCGCCCGGGGAUUCCGACGCUGCCAGCGGCUCUGCUUCUACCUCGGGAACUGGAUCUACUAGUGGCGAAGCAGAAGGCCCUGCACUUGCUGCGGGAACGGGAUCUACUGCCGGAGCAGAGGGAGUUGGGCCUACUGGCGGAGUGGAAACCCCAGCAUCUACCGGCGAAGUAGAUGGCUCUACAUCAACAGGAACAGGAGCUGGGUCUACGGAAGAAAGCGGAGAUGCAUCUGUUAGUGGAGCAGAAGGCCCGGCCUCUACUACAGGAACAGGGGAAGAUGGAUCUACAAGUGGAGUAGAGUCUCCUGCAUCUACCACAGGAUUCCAGGAUGGUGAAAAUGCUGGCGAAGUAGAUACCCCUUCAUCCACCACGGGAACAGGAGCUGGACCUGCUAGUGGAUCAGAAAGCUCUACAUCCACCGCAGGGGAAGGAGCUGAUUCUACAAGUGGACCAGAAGCGCCUGCAUCCGCCUCAGGAACGGAAGAUUCCGGAUCCACUAGCGGGGUAGAUAGCCCUGCCUCAACAGACGCAGAAGGCACCGGAUCCACUGGCAGCUCAGAUGGCCAGGGCUUCGACGCGACGCCCACCACGGAGGUGAGCGUCGCGGUGGAUCCCGCACCCUCCCAGCCCGACCUCCCCGCCGGCACUCAAGACUCUGUCGACGAGGACACGACCGUCGCCCCGGGCUCGGGGGCUUCCUCCCCCGACGUCACGGAGUCGCAGGCGACCAGUCCGAGCAUGGGAACCGCCGCCCCCGUCAGCCCCCCCGCCACAGAGUCCCCCACGGCCUCGGAAGCGACGAUAGUCAUAGAGACGGAGAAGCCACAGACAAUGACCACGACGAUGCUCCAGGCAGGCUCUGACACCGAGCGGCCCCCAACCACGGAGGAAGCCGGCGCCGCCACGGUCUCCAUCACGGUGAGCGGUGACGCGGAGGACGGCGGCGAAGGGACGCAAAAGCCGACGGAAGUCCCUGCCCUCGCGGCGGCGACACUCCCGCCAAUAACUUCCGAGGAGCCAGUCAUCAUUCCAGUCACGACAUUUGCCGAAGUCUCGACGACUAAGCCUGAGGAGCCCGUCAGCCAGCCGUUCUUCCCCGUCUUCCCUGCGGCCGCGAGUGAGAAGCCCGAGGAGGUAACGACGCUGGUCCCGCCGCCCGAAUCCGGCACGGAGAAGCCCGACGAACAGGUAACUUUAGUGUUCCCGAGUGGUCCUGUAGCCACAGGGAAGCCCUCGACGCUCGCCCCCACGACCGUCGACACCACCGAGCCCGACACGACAACCUCCUCUUCUGAAGAAGAAGAAGAAAUGAGCGAGCCAACAACACCCGAGCCCGAAGAAGGGGACGAUUCGAGCGAAAUGCCAGAGAUUGAUGUUGAAGCUACAAGCGAAGCAACAGCACCAGAGACAACAAGCAAGCCCGCCGCAGAGACCACAGUGAUGCCCGCAACCGCGGAGGCGACGGAGAAGCCCGAGGAACCCGCGGUGGCGACGAUGAAGCCCGAGGAACCCGCGGUGGCGACCGAGAGGCCCGAGGAACCCGUGGUGACAACGAUGAACCCCGAGGAACCUGCGAUGGCGACAGAGAAGCCCGAGGAACCUGCAAUGGCGACAGAGAAGCCCGAGGAACCCUCGGUGGCGACAGAGAAGCCCGAGGAACCCGCGGUGAUGACGGAGAAGCCCGAGGAACCCGUAGUGUCGACGGAGAAGCCCGAGGAACCAGUGGAGACGACCGUGGCAAGCGGCGAGGGUUCAGUGACCACCCUAGCUCCUACCGUCACUGCUGAACAAGAAUUGCUGGAGAGGCUAAACAACUCAAAGGCUAAAGAUAUUUGUGGCAAGCCAGUGUAUCCAACCCGAAGAAUUGUGGGCGGUAGUGAAGCCACCUUCGGCGAAUGGCCGUGGCAGGUAUCUCUCCGACAAUGGCGACAGGUGACAUUCCUUCACAAAUGCGGUGCUGCUUUAGUCAACGAGAACUGGGCGAUCACGGCUGCCCAUUGCGUCGAGAACGUGCAGCCCGAGCAGCUCCUCCUGCGGCUCGGCGAGUUCGACCUGGAGCGAUCCGACGAGCCCUACGCCUUCGCCGAGAGGAAGGUGCAGAUCAUCGCCACUCACCCGCAGUUCGACGCUCGGACCUUCGAGUACGACUUGGCGCUCCUAAGGUUUUACGAGCCGGUCAACUACCAGCCCAACAUCAUCCCCAUCUGCAUCCCGGAGGACGACUACGACUUCAUCGGCGACACCGGCUUCGUCACGGGCUGGGGUCGUCUUUACGAAGAUGGUCCUCUGCCAUCUGUCAUGCAGAAGGUCCCUGUGCCCGUCAUUACCAAUGAAGAAUGUGAAGCAAUGUACAGGGUGGCUGGCUAUGUGGAACACAUUCCCCACAUCUUCAUAUGCGCUGGCUAUGAGGCCGGCGGUAAGGAUUCGUGUGAGGGCGACUCUGGCGGCCCUCUGGUGAUCCAGCGGGACGGCGUGUGGAACCUCGCGGGCGUGAUCUCGUGGGGCAUCGGCUGCGCGCUGCCCAACCAGCCGGGCGUCUACACGAGAAUAUCCGAGUUCAGGGAAUGGAUCCAGAAGAUCGUCGUGUUCUGAGGCGGAGGCGGCGCCGACGGGGCCCUCCCUCGGGGGCGUCUCUCUCUCUCUCUGGGGAUUAGGAUAACGUUGUUACAUUGUUGAUAAUUUAUUUGAGUGUGCGUCGUGCAAGGCUGUCUGUUUGGAAAGUGUGCUUGCUUUCGGAGAUAAGUGAACCCGUGGCUUGGGUCUACGUUCUCGGCGAGCGUCCCGCCGCAGCCACGGGGGACGCAGAGGCAGUGACUUGCGUGCUGAGUAUUCUUAUUCUACGAUAGGCAUUAUAUUUCCUUCACACUUCAUUUUGUUACAUUGUUAUCUGAGUGCGAAUGUUGUUAGAAUGUAGCUGAUGAAUUCAUCGUUAUCAUUAAUAUUAUUAUUAUCAUCAUCACCAUCAUCACUAGUUCCUGAUAUACCGCACCGCCAUCCGAGCCUCGUUCAAGGUUUGGUGCCGGUGUUAUGUACGUAUAUGUGUAUAUGCGAAUGUGUACACUGACGGUAAUGACAUGUACGUUUCUCUGACCCCAUCUUGUGCUCACCUGUCCAUCGCCGCUUCACAUCUCCUGCCGGCCUGUGAUAUGUCCUGCUCUGCCCAGCGCCUCCGCCUCCCGCCGCGGCCUCGGCCAAGGUACUUUUCAACAGGUAGCUCCACUCGGUUUUUAUGAAAAUCCAAGUUGGCAACUUCCGAGCUAUGCCCCGCCUCGUGACUUUUAUUCAUUGAAAAUGUUAAAACAUACUUUUUUUUCUUGGUUCAUUCUUUUAUUAUUUUUCCUUAGACAUUAUUACUUAAUUGUUUUCAAAAAAAUGCACUGGAAAAUAUGCCAUAAAAUAUCACACAGAUAAGGAGUUCCUUACCAUGAACAGCCGUCAGAAUACUCUUGGAAAAAGUUCACAAGGAAGUGGAGUUACUUUGUUAUCUGUUUCUUGGCCUCAGCAUCCGGGACUUCCCUAAGUGCCGGGUGAUUUGCCCACAGGAGGCGAUUGGCCCUGGGACCUCCCUUAGCCCCCCGUUCGGCCUCCCCCCCAGGAAGGGGCGAGGGAGGCUGGGUUAUUUAUUUAUUUAUUAUUUAUUUAUUCUCUAUAAGGUGCAUUCGACUCUCCCCCCUGUCAAUUUCUCUUUUCUGGCUGAUCAUUUAUUGAUACUGAUAUAUGUUUGUGUAUGUGUGUGUAUAUAUGUGU
Penaeus vannamei (Pacific white shrimp) is the source of this 4559-nucleotide messenger RNA. It is a transcript of the gene Np, whose product is annotated as serine protease notopleural. The record is from RefSeq and is a predicted model, not a curated record. Gene Ontology annotation, biological process: proteolysis. Gene Ontology annotation, molecular function: serine-type endopeptidase activity. NCBI's taxonomy places the organism in Eukaryota, Metazoa, Arthropoda, Malacostraca, Decapoda, Penaeidae.